GGGCGAAGCGCGGGAGCGCUGCUUGCUGCCUCUCGGGGACCGUCCAGGUCCCGUAGGCGUCUGCUGUGCUUUUGCCGCCCAUUUCAUGCUUUCGAGUGGCCCGGGGGACGGCGUCCCCUCGGGGCGGCGGAGGGAGCGGGUGCCUCCGCUAGGACCCCUCCGCACCUUUUCUCUUUCCAGAGCUGUCGGUUACGUAGAGGACGCCGGCCCGGCCUCCCCCGGGCGCCGGCGCCGCUGUGAUGCCCAGAGCUCCCGGGGCACGCCUGGUGCGGCCGAGCGGCUCGGCGCUGGGCGGGGUCUUGCGGGCGCGGCGGGGAAGGGCAGGGGCGCCGGGCCGACGUCGGCGGCUGAGGAUGGACGAAGGAGCGCCGGAGUCGCUUCGCUCGCCUCAGCGUGGUCCGGUGCCUCCCUGACACCAUGGCCCUGGCUGAGGUAGUAGUUUGUGCUGUUGGUCGGGUUGUGACAUUGCCCGCUGUGGAGAUAACUGCGCAAGCUACUGCCUUGCUAGUGCUGGUGAUGCUCAGCGCCGCGGAGGACAAUGGCUGGGAAUCCCCUUUGUUUUCCGGGGCGCGGGGGCAGCCCGCCGAGCCCCGGCAGGGCCGGCCACCACGGAAACCGUUAGUUGUACAUUUUCCCGGAGGGAGGAAGGGACUGCGGGGAGAGGGGUGGACGGGGACUUUUGUAAAGCUGGGGAAGACCUAAGUCUUUGGAUUCGGUAUUUGCUCGAAAAGGAAGGAAUGCAAUUGUGAGAGAGAUUGACACAUAACUUUUCCACCCUAAAUAAUUUUACCGCUUCUUUCAGUAGUUGAUGCAAGAUUUAGUUUGUACCUAUUUUACUUCAUUCUUUAUCUGUGGGUCGGAGUGGUGUGAGGUAUCUUGUGCAGAACUGGCAUUAGGGGCGGAAUAGUAGACCCAUUAAUUAUAAAGUUUAUGCCUUAACAGUUCAAAUCUGUUUUUUUUUUAAUAUGUUCUCUCGGUAAAUCUAAGAGUUUUUAAAAUGUGUAAACCCAAAGCAAUUAAAAGUUUCUGUUUAAACUUUGCAACUCUUUGAAUAAGAAGACUGAAUUUAUAGUUAAAUGCACUAUUGAGAUUUUUUAAUGUAUGAGGCAAAUAAAUUCUCUUUACAGUGUG
Orcinus orca (killer whale) is the source of this 1131-nucleotide messenger RNA. RefSeq lists its product as uncharacterized. NCBI's taxonomy places the organism in Eukaryota, Metazoa, Chordata, Mammalia, Artiodactyla, Delphinidae. The record is from RefSeq and is a predicted model, not a curated record. Bases 86 to 436 code for a protein of 116 amino acids. The transcript has a single exon.